UGAUCUGUUGGGGGACCAAUUUCAAUGAUUUUAACUUGUCAGGUGACAACUAAUCUUUGCUCUUCUUGAUUGAACUGUGUCAAUAAGCUGGUCCUAAUCCAGAUUGGGAAGCUUCUACCAUGGCCUGUCAACAUCGAAAGGUACAUGCUGUCCUCCCACGCUUGGUUUUGCAUCUUCAUGAUGAUGAUCUCACUGUUCAACAGGCUUGCAGGAACACCCUAAAAAAGAUUGCUCCUUUAGUGGAAUUGGAAGGAAUAUGUGCACUCUUCAACACGCGUUGUUUUAACUCUGACCACAGAAGUGACUACGAAGACAUUGUCAGAGACCUGACAAGGCAGUUUAUCCAACAUUUGUCUCCCAGGGUUGAUUUCUUACAUGGCAUCAAUUAUACAGGCACAUGAUGCUCCUAGGCCAGUUAUUCAAGCAAAGGCUGUGUACUUCUCUAGCUGCAUGCUUUGCCUAUCAGAUGAUCAACGCAACGCAUCUCAUCUCUGUAUUAUCCACAGGUGUUUGGUAUGCUGGUAAGCAAAAUGAGUAGGAC
Messenger RNA from Diospyros lotus (date-plum), 541 nucleotides. RefSeq names its product protein SHOOT GRAVITROPISM 6-like. The record is from RefSeq and is a predicted model, not a curated record. Gene Ontology annotation, cellular component: cytoplasm. Lineage: Eukaryota; Viridiplantae; Streptophyta; Magnoliopsida; Ericales; Ebenaceae. The transcript is spliced from 6 exons. The coding region runs from base 120 to 401 and encodes 93 amino acids.